CAAAACAAACGUCAGUCAGAUGGCAAGUUUUCAAAUUGCAGUGAAAAGCUCUUUAUUUUGGACCCUAAAUUAGAAAAUGAAGCAAAAAUAACACAUAAGAAUGGAACCUUACUUGAAAGAAAGCCAUCCAAUUCCUACGAUGCAAAAUCAAGAUGUGAAUAAAACCGAAUCGGUUGAAAACUUUCAGAAAUUCAUUUACGAUUUGUUUGAUAAAAAUGGUAUUCUCAACGACUUGAGAGCUUAUUUACGCGGGCAUAUUGUUGAUGUGUUAAAAAGUGCGCAAACUGGAGAUCCUCCGUCAUGUCAAAAGCAGUUUACGCAGCGUCUGGACUCUACUUUCCAGGCUUUGAAUAUGCUAGUUGCAGAGUAUUUGCUAUGUUUGGAUUUCAACUACAGCCUCUCUGUGUUUGUGUCAGAGAUACCGUUAGCCAACAUGGUGUUUGGUCUCGCCAAGUCCCUCAUGGGCAUGGAUGCCGACGGAGAGGCCACCAAACUUAGGUUUGGGGAAAAUGAUGUGUGGUCCAUAUUGAACUGUUUAGGUGUUAAGUGUGACUCCGAGCAUGCCAACGCUAUUGUAGACAUGUAUAAGACACAGGAAAAGACUCCACUAUUGCUAUGCAUUCUUAAGUGUGCACAGCUGUGUGAAAUGGAAGAAAAUGAAACUGUAUCACAAGGCAGUAUCUCCUCCAGCUCAAAGAGUUCCCUGGAUAAGCAGUCGAUCGGCUCGCAAUGUAAACACGACACAUUCUGUAAAGCCUGUCGCGGACGAUACAGAAGGCUAAAGGAGAGAUAUAGGAAGAAGAAGGCCCGUUAUUUGCAGAAGGCACAAGCGAAGGCAAAAGCACUGAAUGUGGAAACUCUUAUCAAGAAUAUCAGUGAAUUGGAACGAAGCCUCGUUGACGAGAUGUUCGAACAAUUGAAGACUGUAUACGAGUCGGAGUUAGACAUGUUCAAGGCGGAACACGAAGGGAAACUCAAAAACUCACUCGCCAGCCAUGUGGAGCACUUCCAACGGAUGCAAAAAGAGUUGGAAGAAUCGUACAAAGCCCGCGAAGAGGCUCUAAAAGCGACCAUCGUCGACAAGAAGCGCUUCCUGUGGGGGCUCGCGCAGGCUCUGAGGGCGCAGCACUCGCAGAUGACCAAAGCCAUGCAGGCUGUCCAGAAACAGACGGAGGAAAUCGCUCAACAGGAACAAAACCUGAAACUGCAGCGGACAGAAGCCGAAGAAUCUCUAAAGAAACGUGCUGAAGAAAUGAGACAGCAAAUAGCAGAAGAACUGAUCAUUCUAGAACGACACUUAGACACCAUGAAAAGCGAGCGAGAAAUCAUCAAUAGGGAGAGAACGAACUCUGAAACCAAAAUAAACAAUGAAGUUCAAAACUACUUACAAAACCAUUAUCAUCUAUGGAAAGAAGAGCUAAAUGUACUGAAGAUAUAUAUGGAAAAUGCUACGAUUCGGCCUAAGAGUGUAAUAGAAAGGAGUACGAUAACUGAUGAUGUGUUUAAGGGGAUGAACAAUGAGAUUGAGAGAGACAGAGUGGUUAGAGAAGGAAGGCCUAACCAGGUGGUUAAUGAUUUGAAGAAACAGAAGAAUGUUAAUUUUAAUCAGGCCAAGUCGGAAGCCGAGUCUCGCGGCAGUCGCGGCUCUUCGAGUUCGGAAGACGAACGUCUUAUGCGCAGCGAGAGACAGUCAACACACGUCAGGCCGGUAUCUCCUCAGCGCGCACCCGUUUCACUUCUCGAGCAGAGCAAACGAGAGACAGAGUGUGGUUGGCGAAAAGGUGCUGGAGAAGAGCGCUCUAUACUUCCUAGUGCAAGAAUAUUGGUUCCCGGCGACACCAUACCGUUUGUCGGCGUCGUCGGCCGCAGGAGCGACAGCCGCAGAAAAGGUGCCGGAGAAGAGCGCACUAUACUCCCUAGUGCAAGAAUAUUGGUUCCCGGCGACACCAUACCGUUCGUCGGCGUCGUCGGCCGCAGGAGCGACAGCCGCAGACAUCUGCUGAACCGCUGGCGUAUGCUCCGCCGCCGCGUGUCACCGUUCGACGCUGUGCUAGCGCACCCCGAGCCGCCCGACACACCCGCGAAAAACGUCGGAAUCCGAGUACAGUCUUCGGAACACAUUCGUAACACAGGAGAGAUUCACCAGGAAGCUUUGACAUCAACGCCGACUAGAGAUAUACGACCUACAGUUGAUACAGCAACGGAAUCGCCAAAACCAAGGGAAAAAAGCCCCCGGUCCGUCCUGAAGGAAGCUAAAGAGAAAUUGAAAACCGUGACCCGAGCGUCGGCCUCGCGCGAGAAGAGUCCGAGCGCGGUGCUGCGCGAGGCCAAGCGCCGGCUCCGCAAGCUGGAGAUCGAGGCCGAGGCCGUCGAGCGCUCCUACAUGGAGUUCCGUCACCGCCGGGACCAAGACCCUCAACGGGAUGAUCUAUCGCCUUGCAUACCAACCACGGCAAGCAAAUUGUCGACGCAUCACAGGGAAGAGGCACCCGAACCCAGAUCACAACUGAAUACGACAGAUUCAGUGCAUUUAGACAUAGAGAAAUACCUCAAGAAGUACCAAAUCAAUCUCGACUUAGGACAAGACCACUUUAAAAACAAAAAUACCGCCGCCAAACUAAAGAAUCCAGUGCCGGAAGCUUAUUCCGAAAUUAAUAGGAAAUUUAAACCCAUUCCUAAACAAGACUACUUAGAAAAACCAAUUUUAGAAUUUAGAAAAUUAUACUACUCUAACCCAGAACGGGUACAUCACAAUCAAAUAUCUCUGGACAGUGAUGAGCCCUUAUGUAGAAGCAGAGAGAGUGAUGCAGAGGCUCAAAAAGAACAAUGUUCGGAUAUGAGAAUAGAGAAAGACAAUACAAGAAAAGAGCUAGAGAUACUUAAGCAAAGUAUAACCAGAAACUACGAUUUGCAAGAUCUGCCAACGAAAGACACUGUUGACAUAUCGAACGAGGAAAAGAUAGCCGAUAAUCUUUUGUUAGUAGAAGUAGAAAAUGUUAGUGAGGUGAAAGAGAUAAAUGUUGAAGAUCAAGCAGACAUGGUAGUAGUUAUAGAAAGCUCGGUGGAUUCCAAGGAAGUGGUGUCAGAGCGAGAUGAUAUCGCAGAACCAUCGUCCAAAAUGACCAUAGUCAUCAGUCCAAAGCAUACAAAGGAAAAUAAUAGAACUCCAUCGGUGCAAGAAAACAUUAUUACAGCGAAAGAAUAUUACGCAGCGAGCGGCGAAAAUUAUUCUCCAGAGAAUAUACAAAUAGCAUUACGAAAUGAACCUGACUCUGAACUACAGAUACCGGCUCAUAAUUCCGUUUUUGAGACUAUAGAAGUGGUGGAGGAUUAUACCGAUGACUUUUCGGACGAUGUGGACAAUUAUAAGGCGGAUGAUAACUCCCCUAUAUCCCUCCCGAAAACAUCCGAAGAUGAAAACUUUUGGGAUUAGUAUCUACAAAUGAAACAAAUCUCAUCAUAGUCAUAAUUUAUUUUUCUAAUGUUUAUUGUGAAUUAAACAUAUAAUAUAAAACAUACAUAUUAUUUUACAUCUCUUUUAUAUAAAAGUACAAACAUUCGUAAACAUAUUUCUUAGUGAACAUUCCACUCGCAUUUUGGCAUUUAAACAGGACAGCACAAAUUAAAUCAAAACUAUAAAUGCUAACGCAGUGAAUAAUUUUUAUUGUCUUAUUACGAAAUGCAAUCUAGAAACAUAAAAUAAAACCUAAAAAUAUCAUCAAUACAGACUCCUAAUCGUGAGAUUUUUAAAAUAACUAACAUUAUGCUGCCAUUUACUGCAAUGUCUUCGGGCAAAGAUUAAUUUCAUGUCUUUCUAAUAUAAGGAUCAAAAGAAACAGCAUUCAAAAAUCUUUGCCCUAAAUGACCCAAAAGUGCCUUCAACAAACGACAUAGAACACAGAGUGUGCAAUCUUAAGAACUAAGUGACGUCAUAAGUGUCAUAACUCACACUGUAUUUAAUUAAUCAUACUUGGCUAAUUUUGAACACACAUUGGAUCACACCUUGUUGUUUAUUGAACGAUUAUGUUCAAACUAUUUGAAAGUUAUUCAUUAUUUCACAUGUGCAUUCAUUAUGGACAUUCUAAUUUUAGCCGUGCACUAUUUUAAAUCCAUUGAAUGGAU
Messenger RNA from Cydia splendana, 4122 nucleotides. RefSeq lists its product as uncharacterized. The transcript has 18 exons. Gene Ontology annotation, molecular function: protein binding. NCBI's taxonomy places the organism in Eukaryota, Metazoa, Arthropoda, Insecta, Lepidoptera, Tortricidae. Bases 101 to 3433 code for a protein of 1110 amino acids. The record is from RefSeq and is a predicted model, not a curated record.